Rhodotorula graminis WP1 is the source of this 2186-nucleotide messenger RNA. RefSeq lists its product as uncharacterized. Gene Ontology annotation, molecular function: oxidoreductase activity; heme binding; FMN binding. The record is from RefSeq and is a predicted model, not a curated record. The transcript is spliced from 19 exons. Bases 93 to 1985 code for a protein of 630 amino acids. NCBI's taxonomy places the organism in Eukaryota, Fungi, Basidiomycota, Microbotryomycetes, Sporidiobolales, Sporidiobolaceae.
CCCGCUUGUGACGCGACCAGCACCUCUCUAGCUCUCCUCCCCCUCGUCCAACCCUCGCACCUCCCUCCCCCCACGCCUCGCGCUCCCUCCCCAUGUCGGGCCCGCAGGUCAUUGUCGUCGGCGCCGGUCUCUCGGGACUGUCGGCCGCUCACACGCUGUACGAGAAGGGCGCCAACGUCCUCGUCCUCGAGAAGAACGCGUUCGCCGGUGGAAACUCGACCAAGGCCACGUCGGGCAUCAACGGCGCCGGCACCAAGGCCCAGGAGAAGCUCGGCAUCAAGGACUCGGCGGCGGCCUUCUUUGCCGACACCAAGAAGUCGGCUCGUGACCUCGCGCGCGACGACCUCAUCGAGGUGCUCACGGGCAAGUCGGGCGACGCCGUCAACUGGCUCGUCGAGCGCUUCAACCUCGACCUCACCAAGGUCUCGCGCCUCGGCGGCCACAGCUUCGAGCGCACGCACCGCGGGUCCAAGCUCUUUCCGGGAAUGAUGAUAACUUACGCUCUCAUGGAAGGCCUUGAGGAGCUCGCCGAGCAGGACCCGAAGCGCAUGCGCUUCCUCAAGAAGGCCGACGUCAAGAAGCUCGUCAAGGAGGGCGACGAGGUCGUCGGGCUCGAGUUCGAGUUCCAGGGCAAGACGCACACGGCGCACGGUCCCGUCAUCCUCGCCACUGGUGGCUACGCCGCCGACUUUGCCAAGGACGGCCUCCUCGCCAAGUUCCGCCCCGAGCUGCUCGACCUCCCGACGACCAACGGCGACCACUGCACGGGCGCCGGCACCAAGAUGGCCAUGGCGGUCGGCGCCAACGGCAUCGACCUCGAGAAGGUGCAGGUGCACCCGACGGGCCUCGUCGACCCGAACGAUCCCGACGCAAAGGUCAAGUUCCUCGCCGCCGAGGCGCUGCGCGGCGUCGGCGGCCUGCUGCUCAACAAGGAGGGCGACCGCUUUGCCGACGAGCUCGGCCACCGCGACUACGUCACCGGCCGCAUCUGGGAGGACAACAAGCUGCCCGUCCGCCUCAUCCUCAACGGCGAGGCGUCCAAGGAGAUCGAGUGGCACUGCAAGCACUACGUCGCGCGCGGCCUCAUGAAGAAGAUCGACACCGUCGACGACCUCGCCAAGGAGAUGGGCCUGCCGCUGUCCAAGAUCCAGGGCACGUUCGACGACUACAUGGCCAUCUGCAAAGACCCCAAGAAGGACCCAUUCGGCAAGAAGUACUUCUCGGCGACCAACUGGGGCAAGAACGCCGGCCCGUUCCACGUCGCCAUCAUGAGCCCGGUCCUGCACUACACCAUGGGCGGCCUCGAGAUCGACCCGCUCUCGCAGGUCCUCAACACGGAGAAGAAGCCGAUCAAGGGCCUGUUCGCGUCGGGCGAGAUUGCCGGCGGCGUGCACGGCGCCAACCGCCUCGGCGGCUCGUCGCUCCUCGGCUGCGUCGUGUUUGGUCGCGUCGCGGCCGACACGGCGGCGUCGUACCUCCUCAAGAGCCUCUCGUCGGGCUCGGGCGCCGUCGCUCGCCUCGGCCAGGUCAACAACCACCUGCAGCCGCCGUCGACGACCAUCUCGAUCGACCCGUCGACGCAGCAGGUGCACCUCACGCUCAACUGGUCGGGCCAAGGCGCGUCGUCGUCGUCGUCGGGCGGCGUCAAGCCGACGGGCCCGUCGACGGCCGAGCAGCCGGCCAACGAGGUCGACGCGGCGGUCAAGCACGACGAGGAGACCAAGGCGGGCGAGAAGAAGGGCGUCGAGCAAAAGGAGUACUCGCUCGAGGAGGUCGCCAAGCACAACACCAAGGACGACAUCUGGAUUGCCGUCAACGGGCAGGUGCUCAACGUCACCAACUUCUUGCAGGACCACCCGGGCGGCGCCAAGGCUCUCAUGCUUUAUGCCGGGCAAGAAGCCUCGGAAGCCUUCAACAUGCUCCACGAGAAGACCGUCGUCGCCAAGUACGCGCCCGACACGAUCAUCGGCACCUACAAGCAGUAAGGCGGCGUCCGGCCACCUCGACUCGCCAACUCUUCGUCCUCUUUCUCCCCUCUCCCUUCCUGCCCCUCCUCUCUCUCUCUCUCUCUCCUUCUCUCGUCUCGCGUUUCCUCCUGGUCUGUAGGUGCCUUCUCGUUUUCCCCUCCCCAUUUGUGCCCUCCUCGAGCUUUUCUGUAACGACCCGAACAAGCAGUGCCCUUCGUC